This is a messenger RNA of Paramecium sonneborni, 1782 nucleotides long. NCBI's taxonomy places the organism in Eukaryota, Ciliophora, Oligohymenophorea, Peniculida, Parameciidae. The record is from the annotation of a GenBank genome assembly.
AUGAUUAUCAUAUUCCAAUUAUUUUAUAUAGUUCAUACUUUAUAUUUAUUGGAAUUAAGAUAAGAUAAAAUAUUCAUAAAUUUAGAUGCUUCUCAUUAAGCUUAUAUAACUUUUUAAGGUGUAGUCUCUUACAUUUAGGAUGAAAAUUAAUAUUUAGAUUGUCCUUAUCAAUUGUUAGCCUGUUGGUGUUAAAUAAAUAGUAAUAUUGAGAAUGAGAAAAAUCUUUAUUAAUUAAAAUUAGGCAUGUUUUAAGUUUAUGAUGAUGGAAAGCAUUCUUAAAAUACUGAAAUAAUUACUUUUUUUCAUAAAUUCAUGGAAGAUUUAGAUGAUGACACACAAAAUAACUUUAUAUCAUUAAAUCCUUUCUCAUCAUAUUUUAAUUCAUUUGUUUAUUAUGGGUAUUCUUUAUGUAUUUCUAAAGAAGAUGCUUAUUUAUAAACUAUGUAAAAUGAAUUUUUACACAAAAAGGAAUCUCAAAUUUUAGGAAUAAAAAGUAAAUUUUAUUUUGAAGAAUCACAAUUUUCAAUAAGAAUUUCUUAUAUAUAAUAUGGUUAGAAUAUUUUUGAUAUUUCAAAUUAUUCAAUUUUUUUAGAUUUUUAAUAUGAAACUAAUUUUUUUCCCAAUGAACUUAUGAAGUAAAUAGUUGAAAAAUCAUUUCCUAAUGAAUUUUAAGAAUUUUAAUUUAUAGAUGAUCAAUUAAAUUAUUUUAGAAAAUCUAAUAUUUAUAGAGUUGAUACACUAGAACCUUUAAAAUUUUAUAAUUAUGCAAAUUAACCUUUGAUUAUGCUGCCUGAAGAUUAUAUUGAAUAUAAUUUUAAAGAAAAAGAUGUUGAUAUCUUGAAAUUAGCUGGAGAAAAUUAAAAUUCCAAGAUUAUUUUAGGUAGAAGUUUUCUUAACAAUAAGAUAAUUCAUCUUUCUUCAUUAACAUCAGAAAUAUUUAUUGAAUAAUUAUCUAGAGAUAUAUGUAACAUAUAAUAAGUUCAAAAUGAUUCAAUUUUUAAUCAUCUUAUUUCUUAAGUUAGCAUAAUAUUUAUUAUCAUAAUAUUUUUUUAUGCAAUAUUUAGAAAGAUAAGAGCAUAACGUUUACUUAAGAACUAAUUAAAAAUAGUUGAAUCAUAACUUAUUUUAAAAUUAUAAGAAGUAGAGGUUCUAAAUGAUAAUAUAUAAUAAUAAUGAUUAUAUAUUUAUUAUUUUAAUUAGUCUUAUCCUUUGAUCUUCCCAAACAUACAUACAUUAUUAAGUAAAACGAAAACACACUGAAAUAUUUUAUUGUUUUAGAUAAUAAAGAAUACAUUAUAGAUUUAAAUAAUGAUUUUAGUGUUACUGAUAUUAAAGGAACAAUUCAAGAAUGCAAUAUGAAUUAUUAAUGUCAAUAUUGUGAUUAAGUCUGCCAAUAUACAUUUAUAGAUUAGUAUGAUUAAGAGUCGAAUGGAACACUUUAAGAAAUAGUGAUUGAGAUUGAGAAUAUUAAAGGAAUAAGAUAAAUUGAAGAAUUUAUAGCUUUACAUUCUGAUAAUAAAAAUUAAUUAGGAUUAGGAAUUAAUAGACUAUGUACCGAUUUAAUUAUAUAAGUCAGAAUAACAUUAAAAUUAUACAAUUCCCCAAAAUACAUUUUUAUCGAAUGUGGUCUCUAUAUGUUUUUCAUCUAUUGGCUUUAUUCAUAAAUCAACAUAGAAGAAUAUAGAAAAUGCAAUAACGAUACCCUAUUAAUAAAAGGGAAACGUUUACUCUUUCAAAUUUAAAUAAAUAAAAUUGGGUUUCAAUUCAAUAAUUAAUAUUGAA